Spathaspora passalidarum NRRL Y-27907 is the source of this 3531-nucleotide messenger RNA. Its product is annotated as putative aminophospholipid-translocating P4-type ATPase. The transcript has a single exon. Gene Ontology annotation, cellular component: plasma membrane; trans-Golgi network; endosome. Gene Ontology annotation, biological process: endocytosis; retrograde vesicle-mediated transport, Golgi to endoplasmic reticulum; phospholipid translocation. NCBI's taxonomy places the organism in Eukaryota, Fungi, Ascomycota, Pichiomycetes, Serinales, Debaryomycetaceae. The record is from RefSeq and is a predicted model, not a curated record. The coding region runs from base 1 to 3531 and encodes 1176 amino acids. Gene Ontology annotation, molecular function: ATPase-coupled intramembrane lipid carrier activity; ATP hydrolysis activity; magnesium ion binding.
AUGUCAUCCUCUCCAAAACGAUAUUCGUUUGGAGACGAUACAGACUCAUUUGACGAUCUAGAUAACUCCCUAGACAGAGCAUUACACAGUGCCAGCAACAAUCUAUUCACAUAUUCCCAAAACACCCCUUCAAGAAAUGCAUCCUUUGGUUCCGCUGGAGCUAUCCCGCUAACAACUAUACGAUCAGACAGUCAUGAACAUGAACGCAUCGAAGAUAACGAUACCAGCAGCGACAUGUCUCCCUUGAUAGCGAAUUCGGCAUAUUCUCAUAAUCACAAUUUGUCGUUGUCAUCAUCCAGCUCGUCGCUUAAUAUGGCGGCACGAUCUAUGUCGUCUAGGUUCAAACGUGCCUUUAGGCGUUCGAUUAAUUUGUUUAACAUGGCUAAGAGAGAGUUGGAUCAAGAAAGAAGGCGAAAACUGUCAACUGUCCAGGGUAUGGAGAAUGACCACCCUGACACAGAAAGAUGCAUAUCAGCAAAGACAACUAAUGCUAGAUCUAACAAGACAUACCCUUCCAACGCCAUAUCUAAUGCCAAAUAUAACCCUAUAACAUUUAUCCCGAUUAUAUUAUACGAACAAUUCAAGUUCUUUUUCAAUUUGUAUUUUUUAAUAGUUGCUUUAUCCCAGAUAAUACCUCAGUUGAGAAUAGGAUAUCUUUCGUCAUACAUUGUUCCUUUGGCAUUUGUGUUGACUGUCACUAUGAUGAAGGAAGCUGGUGAUGAUAUUGCAAGACGUCGUCGUGACAAGGAACAGAACAACGAAUUAUACGAAGUUUUAAACAGGGGUACUUCCGAUGCCCAAUUAACAGUAGAAACUAAGUUAGUUCCGGCCAAGAAUCUCCGUGUAGGUGAUUUAGUGAGGUUGCAUAAAGAUGUGAGGAUUCCAGCAGAUAUGAUUCUUAUACAAUCGUCCGAUCAUACCGGGGAAUCCUUCAUUAAAACGGAUCAAUUGGAUGGAGAAACUGAUUGGAAGUUGAGAAUUGCCCCAAACGUCACUCAAAAAAUGACCAACGUUACAGAAAUGAUAAACACAGUUUCAUUAAUCGUAGGAAGUCCGUCUAAGUCAAUUCAUCAUUUCAAUGGGAAACUCGUCCAUCACCCACAAUCAUCGGCUGGGUCGGCUUCUCCUAAUUCACACAAUCAAUCAUUUCCUAUAACUGUUGAUCAAACCUUAUGGGCUAAUACAGUAUUAGCAUCAGGUACAGCAAUCGGGAUGGUUGUAUAUACCGGUAUCGAAACCAGACAACUGAUGAACACAACCAUGUCGGGUGUGAAAAUUGGGUUAUUGGAAUUGGAAAUCAAUAGUCUUUCGAAAAUCUUGUGUGUCGUGGUGUUUAUCCUUUCGGUUGUAUUGGUAUUAGCAAAUGGAUUCCCAUUAAAGAAAGGGUGGUAUAUUGAUAUCAUGAGAUUUUUGAUUUUGUUUUCUUCGAUUAUUCCCGUUUCCUUGAGAGUUAAUCUCGAUUUGGCCAAAUCGGUCUAUGCUUCGCAGAUUCAGAAGGACGAUGAUAUUCCAUCCACCAUUGUCAGAACAUCCACCAUUCCUGAGGAUCUUGGCCGGAUUGAAUAUUUAUUAAGUGAUAAAACCGGGACUUUAACACAAAAUGAUAUGGAAUUGAAAAAACUUCAUUUGGGAACUGUAAGUUACGCAGGUGAAACUUUAGAUAUUGUCACUGACUAUGUUUCUUCCUUGUUGGCAUACCUUGAUGCAAAUCCUGCAGGAUCAAUCCUGAAAAAGAAGAAGGAUUUAAGUUCCCGAGUAUGUGAUUUGGUCAUCACUCUAGCACUAUGCCAUAAUGUCACACCAACCUAUGAAGAAGAUACUGAUGAAUAUUCCAAUUUCACCGAAGUAACCUACCAAGCAGCAUCACCGGAUGAAAUUGCCAUUGUAAAAUUUUGUGAAUCAGUCGGAUUAAGGUUAUUCAAGAGAGAUAGGCAUUCAAUUACAUUAUUCCAUACGAAAACUAAUCAAACUUUAGAAUAUGAAAUAUUGUACAAUUUCCCCUUCAGUUCAGAAACCAAGAGAAUGGGAAUCAUCGUCAAGGAUAAACAACGAGAUGAAACCUGGUUUAUGCAAAAAGGUGCUGAUACCGUGAUGGCUACCAUUGUUAGCACCACCGAUUGGUUAGAUGAAGAAACUGGAAAUAUGGCUCGUGAAGGGUUGCGUACUUUGGUUAUUGGUAGAAAAAAAUUGCCUGACCAUUUAUACAAUGAAUUUGUUGAAAGCUAUCAGAAGGCAUCGUUGGCCAUGCAUGAUCGGGACAGUGCUAUGCAGAAGGUAAUCAGCUACUAUUUAGAGCAAGAUUUAGAAUUGCUUGGAUUGACUGGGGUCGAAGAUAAGUUGCAGCUUAACGUCAAGACCUCUAUUGAGUUAUUGCGUAAUGCUGGGAUCAAGAUUUGGAUGUUGACUGGUGAUAAAGUUGAAACCGCAAAAUGUGUAUCCAUCAGUGCCAGAUUAAUUUCUCGUGGUCAGUAUGUUCAUGAGAUUACAAAAUUGGGACAUCCCGAUAUGGCAUUGAGCCAAUUGGAAUAUUUAAGAAUCAAUACCAAUGCAUGUUUGUUAAUCGAUGGUGAAUCCCUUGGAACUUAUAUGAAAUAUUACCGAGAUGAAUUUUUUAAAGUUGUGAUUAAAUUACCGGCAGUUAUUGCCUGUAGAUGUUCGCCACAACAAAAGGCUGAUGUUGCCGUAAUGAUUAGAACUUUCACCGGGAAACGUGUUUGUUGUAUUGGUGAUGGAGGUAAUGAUGUUAGUAUGAUCCAGUGUGCUGAUGUUGGGGUUGGGAUUGUCGGUAAAGAAGGUAAGCAAGCGUCGUUAGCUGCUGAUUUCAGUAUUGAUCAGUUUUAUUACUUGUCAAAAUUGUUACUAUGGCACGGAAGAAACUCCUACAAGAGAUCGGCCAAAUUGGGACAAUUUAUUAUUCAUCGUGGUCUAUUAAUUUCGGUUGCACAAGCAGUAUACCUGAUUUCGUCCAAGUUUGAACCUUUGGCAUUAUAUCAAGGUUGGUUAAUGGUGGGAUAUUCUACAUUCUAUACAAUGGCACCAGUAUUCUCGUUGACUUUAGAUUGUGAUAUUGACGAGCAUUUGACUAAGUUAUAUCCUGAAUUAUAUCGAGAAUUAACUUUGGGAAAAUCUUUAUCCUAUAAAACAUUCUUUAUGUGGGUGUUUAUUUCAUUGUUUCAAGGAUCAGUAAUUCAAUUAUUUUCACAACAAUUCCAUUCAUUGGCAGAUUCCAAAUUCACAAUAAUGGUUGCUUUAUCAUUUUCGUGUUUAAUCUACAACGAGUUGAUUAUGGUGGCAAUCUCGAUUUAUAAGUGGAACAGGGUCAUGGCAGCCACUAUUAUAAUCACGCUCUUAAUCUAUAUUGGCUCCAUUCCUUUCUUGACUGAUUAUUUUGACUUGAAGUAUGUGUGGUCUAUUUCUUAUCUUUGGCAAGUAUCUUUGAUAUUGGUGGUUAGUUUAUUCCCAGUUUGGUUGGUGCAGUAUCUUAAUAGAAAGUUGAGACCUCCUAGUUAUGCCAAGGUCCAACAAGAUUAA